This is a messenger RNA of Halichondria panicea, 950 nucleotides long. RefSeq names its product ras-related protein Rab-20-like. Lineage: Eukaryota; Metazoa; Porifera; Demospongiae; Suberitida; Halichondriidae. The record is from RefSeq and is a predicted model, not a curated record. The transcript has 4 exons. Gene Ontology annotation, biological process: intracellular protein transport. The coding region runs from base 121 to 801 and encodes 226 amino acids. Gene Ontology annotation, molecular function: GTPase activity; GTP binding. Gene Ontology annotation, cellular component: endomembrane system.
AUUGUUGUCCUACCUCUUUAGGGUAGGUCGGACACGCCCACCUUCUAACUUAGCGCAGAAGAACUCUUGUGAAGUCAUCUGUGAUAUCGAUUGGCUUCUUGUUGCUGUUUGCUUCUGAACAUGGCCUCAUCUGCUGAAGUCAAGUCCAAGGCAGAUGCUAAGCUCAUUAUUCUCGGCUGUGCAAAUAUUGGGAAGACGUGCCUAAUUCAACGUUACCUAAAUGACAAAUUCGCAGACACAAUUUCUAGUGUGGGUGCGUCUCUAGCCCUCAAGCGAUGGGAGGACUGGACAGUGGCUGUCUGGGAUACGGCCGGUGAAGAGAAAUACGCUGCUCUAUCUGCGUUUUAUUGUCGAGGAGCUUCAGUGGCCAUUUUAGCAUUCGAUCUCACCGACGCUACCAGCCUGGAUAAACUCAUAGAGACAUUUAUUCCUUUGUUAGAGGACUCUGUUACUAACUGCCUCACUCUUGUGGCUGGAACCAAACUCGAUCUCGUGGAUACUAAAGGAAGACAAAUCAAAUCAAGCCAGGGUGAGGAGUUGGCCGAGGAACUUUAUAGAACGCAACUUGAGUCUGCAAAAGGAGUUCAAGAUACGUGCUUGAAAGGACUGGAUCCGAAGAGACUGUAUUUUGAAACAAGUGCCAAAACUGGAGAAGGCGUGGGUGGACUGUUUGAACAUGCUCAGAGCGUUCUGCUUCCACUGCUCAGAAAAACUAUGCCCAAAGGAACCAAAUCGAGCAGCAAAAUCACUGUACUUAAUAGCGAGCCUCCUGCUGGGAAAAGUAGAUGCUGCAGCAGUUAGAAACUGAAUAGCCCUGAUUGUGUGUUUUGUUUUAUUACGUGUAGGACUAAUCAAGUCAUACUCGAUGGUAUUAACUUGUUCUCAAUCAUUAUAAUUAUUAUUAUGUUGUGCUAAGUGAUUUCUUAUUCUGUAUCUCAAUCAAAAAUUGA